This is a messenger RNA of Salvelinus sp. IW2-2015, 394 nucleotides long. RefSeq names its product membrane metallo-endopeptidase-like 1. The transcript has 4 exons. The record is from RefSeq and is a predicted model, not a curated record. Gene Ontology annotation, biological process: protein processing. The annotation marks the transcript as partial. Gene Ontology annotation, cellular component: plasma membrane. Gene Ontology annotation, molecular function: metalloendopeptidase activity. Lineage: Eukaryota; Metazoa; Chordata; Actinopteri; Salmoniformes; Salmonidae.
AAGUAUCGUUCUGGCCCCAGCAAUGUUUGCACAACUCCUGAGUGCGUCACAGCAGCCGCUCGUCUCUUGCAGAACAUGGAUGCGACGGUGGAGCCGUGUCAGAACUUCUACCAAUAUGCUUGUGGGGGCUGGCUGGAGCGUCAUGUCAUCCCAGAGACCAGCUCCCGGCACAGUGUCUUCGACAUCCUCAGAGACAGGCUGGAGAUUGUACUCAAAGGAGUUUUUGAGACUGAUAGUGAUCAGGACCGUGACGCCUUCAAGAAGGCCAAAACUCUCUACAGCUCCUGCAUGAAUGAGACUCUCAUAGAGCAGCGCGACUCCCAGCCGCUCAUGCAUCUCAUUGACAGCAUAGGAGACUGGCCUGCUGCCUCGGAGGACUGGAACAGCACUACUG